This is a messenger RNA of Coregonus clupeaformis (lake whitefish), 1007 nucleotides long. RefSeq names its product chloride channel protein 2-like. The transcript is spliced from 10 exons. Gene Ontology annotation, cellular component: membrane. The record is from RefSeq and is a predicted model, not a curated record. Bases 15 to 1007 code for a protein of 330 amino acids. Gene Ontology annotation, biological process: transmembrane transport; chloride transport. NCBI's taxonomy places the organism in Eukaryota, Metazoa, Chordata, Actinopteri, Salmoniformes, Salmonidae. Gene Ontology annotation, molecular function: voltage-gated chloride channel activity.
CAGCACAGAAGUGGAUGUAUGGAGGCCUGGAGAGUAAUGUGUUUCUCCAGUACCUGGCCUGGGUCACCUACCCUGUGGUGCUUAUAACCUUCUCAGCUGGCUUCACACAGAUACUGGCCCCACAGGCCGUAGGUUCAGGUAUCCCAGAGAUGAAGACCAUUCUGAGGGGUGUAGUGCUGAAAGAAUACCUCACCUUUAAAACGUUUGUGGCCAAGGUUAUCGGCCUCACCUGUGCCCUGGGCAGUGGCAUGCCUCUGGGAAAGGAGGGUCCAUUUGUUCACAUUGCCAGUCUGUGUGCUGCACUCCUCAGCAAAUUCAUGUCACUGUUUGGUGGAAUCUACGAGAAUGAGUCGAGGAACAUUGAGAUGUUGGCAGCUGCCUGUGCUGUGGGGGUCGGCUGCUGUUUCGCUGCCCCUAUAGGAGGUGUGCUGUUCAGUAUUGAGGUAACGUCUACGUUCUUUGCGGUGAGGAAUUACUGGAGAGGGUUCUUCGCUGCUACCUUCAGUGCCUUCAUCUUCAGAGUCCUGGCCGUGUGGAAUAAAGACGAGGAGACCAUCACAGCUCUGUUUAAAACCCGUUUCCGUCUGGACUUCCCCUUUGACCUCCAGGAGCUCCCAGCCUUUGCUGUCAUUGGUAUUGCAAGUGGUUUUGGCGGGGCGUUGUUUGUCUACCUGAACAGACUGAUAGUCCAGUUCAUCAGGAAACAGAAGACCAUCAACAAGUUCCUCAUGAAGAAGCGUCUGCUGUACCCAGCCCUGGUCACUCUGCUGGUGUCUACGCUAACCUUUCCCCCCGGCUUCGGACAGUUCAUGGCAGGCAAGCUGACCCAGAAGGAGUCCCUGGUGACGUUGCUAGACAACCGGACAUGGGCCAAGCAGGGCAUUGCUGAGGAGUUUGACUACAUCGGCAACUCCCAGGCCUGGAAUCACCCCCAGGUCAACGUCUUCGUCACCCUCGUCCUCUUCAUCGUAAUGAAGUCUGAAGUAAUGUCCUUCCCAUUGACAUGA